Messenger RNA from Fusarium odoratissimum NRRL 54006, 1580 nucleotides. RefSeq lists its product as uncharacterized. The record is from RefSeq and is a predicted model, not a curated record. The coding region runs from base 202 to 1029 and encodes 275 amino acids. NCBI's taxonomy places the organism in Eukaryota, Fungi, Ascomycota, Sordariomycetes, Hypocreales, Nectriaceae. The transcript has 2 exons.
CUUAAGUCCGCCCCGUGCAUCACCCCAUUCGUUACAGUCUCGCUUCAUCGCAACCGUCUUGUCGCACUGGGGUAACUACCUCACAUUACACCUACGCCUGUGAAUCAGUGGCACAGAGAAAACAAUGUGAUAUAAAGGCCAACCCUCCUCCUCAUUCUAUCUCAACUCAAACCUUGACUCACCUUCAACACCAACAUCAUCAUGAUCGACAACAAAGAAAUCGUUCUCAUCACUGGUGCCAACACCGGCAUCGGCUUUGAGACUGUCAAAGCUCUUUUCGCUUCUUCCAAGCCUUACCAUAUUAUCCUCGGAAGCCGUGAUCCUGCCAAAGGAGAGAAGGCUGUCGCUGAAUUAGAGCGCGAAUGUCCUAGCUCCAAGAGCAGUUUGGACGUUGUUCAGAUUGACAUCACUGAUGAUGAAGCUAUCGAGAGGCUUUUCGAACAUGUGAAGGAAAAGUUUGGAAGAGUUGACAUUCUCGUUAACAACGCUGGCGCAAACUUUGAUGCUUUCAAUGAUGCCAGCGAUCCGAAGAAAGCUCGCGAGCUUUUCAACAAGUCCUACGAUGUCAACGUAUCAAGCACGCAAGUCAUGACUUCGGCUUUCGCUCCUCUCCUCAUUGCCUCGAAAUCCCCGCGCCUCCUCUUCUUGACCUCUGGCCUUGCGACCCUCGAAGGCGCACACAAGUCAUACCUAACCAAGCUCGCCGGCGACGUUCCCCGUGGCUGGCCCAAGGAGGGAAUCCGUACAGCUGUGGCUUAUCGAUCAUCCAAGACCGCGCUCAACAUGAUGAUGCUUUCAUGGCAUCAUCUUCUCAAGGGUGAUGGUGUCAAAGUCUGGUCAAUCAGUCCUGGCUUUUUGGCAACGAGCCUUGGAGGAAAGCCUGAAGUGCUGAAGAAGGCUGGAGCUGGUGAUCCAGCAACUGGUGCGGAGCUCAUCAAGAACGUUAUUGAGGGUAAGAGGGAUGAAGAUGUUGGAAAGGUUAUCGGACAGCCUGAAUGGGUCGGGGAGACUGGAAUCCAGGCAUGGUAGUCCUGUUCUGCUGGGAUGCCAUUACAAACAUGACUCGAAAUAGCAAGACCGAGCUAGCAAUUCUCUGCACAAUUCGGCGAAUUUUCACGUUGACGUGUAAAUUCUUUCAAUGACAGCAAUUAGCAAAGCCACAUUGAUGAUGUAUCUAUCGUCCGCCAUCAAAAGUCCCUACCACGGAACAAUCAUAGCGUUGGUCUUGGUGAUCCGAGCGCCCUAAAAGAAAUGAGAUGAAAAAAGAAACUUUCUGUUCGCUCCCUUGGCAGUUUAUGCGCUGAGAGUAUACGUCAUUGCAACUAUCCAGCUCAGCCUUUGUGUCAUUCGCUGGCAGUUUGUGGAGGGAUGUUCCAUGUAAGCGGAAGUUCAGUGACGGCGCAUUGCACAAGACCAGUUUCUAGAGUUGGAGAUGGGCCCUUGCUGGACAUGUGAUUAGAAUCAGGGUCGAAAGGGUUUAUUCUGAGAAUAGAAUAAAGAGGAAUAUGGAGGUGGCUUGGAUUACGAGAGAUGAGGAUGACCUAGAGACAGUGUGCAAAGUAAUUGAUACAGUAUUUAGC